CUUAAUGGGAUUCAGACUCUCAAAAAUGCCAAAUUUAUUUGCUUAAAAAUCUCACACGUCUGUUUUUUUUUUUCCUCUUUAUAAUUUACGCUUCUCUCUCUCUCUCUCUCUCUUUAUAAUUUACCCUUCUCUAUUUAUCCCCAAGCAUCAACGAUGCUCUAUCUCCCUCUUUAUCAGUAAGCUAUUCAUCAAAUUCUUUCUUCUUGAACAGAUUCAACAUGGAUAUCGAUGAUCAAAUAUUAUGGUUGAUGAGCUUGUAUUGGCAGAGAAAUCGUUAUAGACUCAAGUAUGAUAGAAGAAUUAGAGAUUUAACAUCAUCUUUAUCUGGUCAAAAGUAUACAUUAGAACUAUUAUCUGGCUCUAAUCGACAAUGUAUAGAAUUGAUGCGCAUGUCACGUGAUGCAUAUGUUCGGCUAUGUCAACAUUUUAGACAUAAUGGAUGGCUCAUAGAUAGCAAACAUAUAUCUGUCGAAGAGAAGAUAGCAAUAUUCUUAACUAUUAUAGGACAUAACGAGCGUUACGUCGUAAUCAAGAGAAGAUUUCAACAUUCUUUGCAGACAAUUCACAAGUAUUUUCACGAGGUUCUUGAGGCAAUGAUGAAUUUUGCAAAAGAGAUGAUAGCACCUACAACAUUUGAUUCGAAUAUGAAUAUUCCUGGUGCUCAUAACAGGUUACGAAGAAUUUUUAAGGGAGCAAUAGGUGCACUAGACGGGACAUUAGUACAUGCUGUUGUUCCCGCUAAUCAACAAAUUGUUUACAGAGGAAGGGGAAAAGGUAAAUGCUAUCAGAAUGUUCUGGCAAUAUGUGACUUCAAUAUGGUCUUCACUUAUGUUUAUGCUGGAUGGGAAGGGGUAGCACAUGAUGCACGCGUUCUAACUGAGAUUGCAUCUAAUCCAGAUAAUGGCUUUCCAUUUCCUCCACCUAAUAAAUACUAUCUAUGUGAUGCGGCAUAUCCUAAUACUCGAGGAUUUCUAGCACCGUAUCGUAAUAUUCGAUAUUGGUUAGGAGAUUAUCAUCGUAGGCGUGCCAUAACGAAGGAGGAAAAGUUUAAUCAUGCUCAUGCACAGCUUAGAAACGUUAUCGAACGUUCCUAUGGAGUACUGAAAGCAAGAUUUCCUAUAUUGGACAAGAUGGCUCCAUAUCCUAUUAAUAUCCAAAGAGAUGUUGUUAUUGCAUGUUUUGCCGUUAAUAAUUUUAUCAGGAAGGAGCGCAUCAAUGAUGACUUGUUUAAUCAUUUUGAUACGCCUCAAGUGAUAUUUGAUGAAGAAGGACAACAAGAAGAAGCAUUAGAUGAAACAAAUGGACCUAGUUGGACAGUUGAAGAUUCUCAGAUAAUGACCGAUAUGAGGGAGCAACUUGCACUCCAACUAAUGCAAAGAAGAUGAAAUACUUGAGAGUUCUAUAUUUUAGUUAUUUGAAUUUUUUUCCAGUGUUGGAGUGUUACAAUUUGAUGAUUGUUAGUUAAUUAUUCAAAUACUCUAAUAUUUAUGUGUCUAAAUCAGAAUUGUAUUUGAGAUAUUGUUUUACUUUGUUGGAUAGGUUUGAUUUAUAGAUUAAUUUAUGUUAAAUUUAAAUUUUUUGAUUGCA
Messenger RNA from Lycium ferocissimum, 1587 nucleotides. RefSeq lists its product as uncharacterized. The transcript is spliced from 4 exons. The record is from RefSeq and is a predicted model, not a curated record. Lineage: Eukaryota; Viridiplantae; Streptophyta; Magnoliopsida; Solanales; Solanaceae. The coding region runs from base 219 to 1385 and encodes 388 amino acids.